This is a messenger RNA of Lactuca saligna, 670 nucleotides long. The record is from the annotation of a GenBank genome assembly. Lineage: Eukaryota; Viridiplantae; Streptophyta; Magnoliopsida; Asterales; Asteraceae.
GGAUAAUCUUUACCGACAUAAAAAAGAUUCCCACGCGGAAACUUUGAACAUACAACCCUUUAUAAAUCACCCACUCCAUUUCUGUGCUUUCAGAAUACGCUUGCUUUUGAUCGUAACAACUAACAAGCAAAUGGCACCUCUUGGAGGAAUUCGCGAGUCUAAGGGAGCGGAAAACAGUCUUGAAAUCGACAACCUUGCUAAAUUCGCUGUCGAUGAGCAUAACAAGAAACAGAAUUCAGUUUUGGAAUUUGAGAAGGUAAUAAGUACAAAGCAGCAGACAGUAUCAGGCACUGUUCACCAUAUCACACUGGAAGCAAAAGAUGGUGGUGCGAAGAAAACUUAUGAAGCCAAAGUGUGGGUGAAGCCAUGGAUGAACUUCAAGGAACUUCAGGCUUUUGGGCCUGUUGAUGCUGCAACUUCAUCUUAAUUAAAUAUUUAACUUUCCUCUGGCUCUGGUGAUCAGAGUGCUGACGGUGUAAAGCUUGAAUUUAUUCAAGUCGAUGUUUAAGUAUUUCUAAUUUUGUAUGAAUAUUGUGUAAGUUUGGAUUCUGUUGAACAUGUAUCUUAAAACCUUCUGUUAAUGAAAUAAUUAGGGUAUGUGUUCCUAAUCUUACAUUGGUUCUAGAUUAUAAUACCGUGUAUUCUUCUGUUAUUAAAACUAGGCCUGAGA